This is a messenger RNA of Pieris macdunnoughi, 966 nucleotides long. The record is from the annotation of a GenBank genome assembly. Lineage: Eukaryota; Metazoa; Arthropoda; Insecta; Lepidoptera; Pieridae.
AUGUUAGAAGAUCGCAAAAUGAAGACACAGUCGCAGGUCUCAAGUAUUUUCGACAUAGCCAAAGAUACUGUUCUGUUCCUCGUGCUGUCGUUUUAUUAUAUACUAGAGUCACUGUUCUGGACUCUAGUUCCCAACGCCUUUAGGCCUAUGAAGAGCUUAAAAGGGGAUAUUGUGCUGGUUACUGGAGGGGGAGGUGGAGUUGGAAGGCGAUUGGCGAUUCGACUUGCAAGACUUGGGGCUAAAGUGGUCAUAUGGGAUGUUAAUGAGGAUGCGUUAAAUAAAACAUGUUCUGCAGUUAGAGACGAGGGAUAUGAAGCGAAAAGCUAUGUUGUUGACUUGGCGGAUCGCGCUGCUGUUUAUAAAUCAGCCCAGAAAGUAAAGAGAGAGGUGGGUAAAGUUGAUGUUUUAAUAAAUAAUGCUGGCGUUGUCUUCGGAGAAACACUUUUAGAGCUAAAUGACGCGGCGAUAGAACGAACAUACAAAGUGAACAUUCUUUCACAUUAUUGGACUGUGAAAGCUUUUCUCCCAGACAUGAUAGAAAAUGGCAAGGGUCAUAUAGUGACAGUUGGCUCAGUGGCUGGCCUUCUUGGGACUUACCGAUGUACAGACUACAGCGCUACAAAAUUCGCCACUGUUGGCUUUCACGAAAGCCUUUUUACGGAGCUACGGGCACAUGGUCACAGCUCAAUCUAUGCAACUCUAGUAUGUCCAUACUACAUAAAUACUGGGAUGUUUGAUGGAGUAACACCGCGAUUGAUGCCUAUGUUGGAACCGGACUAUGUGGCCGAAACAAUGAUCGACUCAAUUCGAAAGAAUGAGGUUAACUGUAUCAUGCCUGGCUCUGUAAGGUAUCUUUUACCUCUUAAAUGCCUACUGCCGGCAAAAAUGUGCUGGGAUUUGAUGCAUCGAGUGAUGAAAGGCCCUCAAUCGAUGAUGGAGUUGAAGAAAAAACCCCAAGCCAUCUAA